This is a messenger RNA of Puccinia graminis f. sp. tritici CRL 75-36-700-3, 1026 nucleotides long. RefSeq lists its product as uncharacterized. NCBI's taxonomy places the organism in Eukaryota, Fungi, Basidiomycota, Pucciniomycetes, Pucciniales, Pucciniaceae. The transcript has 2 exons. The coding region runs from base 1 to 1026 and encodes 341 amino acids. The record is from RefSeq and is a predicted model, not a curated record.
AUGGCAGCAACUCCCAUCAUCCCCGCGCGAAAAACUAAGAAUGCAACCAAGAAGAAGGCAGUUCCAUGGGAUCGGGACGGUGUUGAUGGUGGCAGCUGCAGCAUGGAUAUCGUGCUAGAAUGGCUGACAUCCGACUCAAACUAUCUACGAUGGAGAGGUGAUACCGAGGAAGGAAAGACUAAGAAGUCUUUGUGUGCUGAAAUCAUUGAUAUCAUGGUUGAAAGUGGGAUCAACCAUCGUGAUGCAAAGGGCAAGUGCUUAACCACAAAGAUAUGCUUCCUUUUUUUUUUUUCUUACUUUUAUCGGUAUGUUUUUGUAGGCAUAACCCAGAAAAUCAGUGAUCUUCAAUCCUCAUACAACACUGCUCGCGACUGGAAGAGAAACACCGGAGCAGGAAUCCUGGAAACAGAUAUGAUCAACGGUAUCAAGACUGUUGAAGAUCAAGUCCACUCGAUGUGUCGAUAUUGGGACAUUCUGGAUCCCAUUAUGGGAUCAAGGUCUGUGGCCGAACCGCUUUUCACUCGAUCAUCUGUUUUGGCCGAUCAAGAGCGUCAGACAAAUGAUACAGCAAGUACCAUCGAUGGAGUGAAUCACUCAAAUCUUCCUAGCAGUGGCAGAGACCCCCCUCCAUCCGAUGAAGAACCCAGGGAAAUUUCUAUUACACACACUCCAACUCCUGCUACUACAACAACCACCUCAACCAUGAUGCACCAAACACAAAAGAAAAAGAAAAAGAAGACAAAGAAAUCAGCAACAUCUUCAAGCAAGAGAAGCCAAAAUAGGAGGACGAAAGCGAACCCCGAGGAUUUCUACAUGAAAUCGGUGAUAACAAAGAGGCAGGCAGAAAUGACUAAGGCUCGAGCAUCAGCAACCAAAGCCAAAGUUAGCUACAUGCGAGAGUUGAGAGAGCUUGGUCUUGAAUAUGAUGAGAUCAAAAAACUUGUUGAUGAAGAGUUCCCCAAAAUACCCGACAUGCUUGCUGAUUCCGAAGAAGAGGAAUCAGACUCUGAUGAAGAUAGCUCCUAA